AUGUGGAAUAUGAUGUGCGACGUGAUGCCCACUAUAUCGGAAGACAGUAUCAGUCAAAGGAGUUCGCAGUUAUCCGGUGAGGAUGCGAAUUUCGAGCAGUUGAUGGUAUCUAUGCUCGAUGAGCGAGAUAAGCUGGUGGAGAGCCUGCGGGAAACGCAGGAGCGUCUGGGUGACUCGGAGCUGCGCCUCAAGGAGGUGGAGAAGGAGAGGGAUUCGUUGCAUAGACAGAUCGCCGCCAAUUUGCCUCAGGUUAGUGUCUGGUUUCUUGAAGUUACUGCUUAUGUUAAGUGGAAAUUAUAA
Messenger RNA from Arctia plantaginis, 300 nucleotides. The record is from the annotation of a GenBank genome assembly. NCBI's taxonomy places the organism in Eukaryota, Metazoa, Arthropoda, Insecta, Lepidoptera, Erebidae.